Molecule: messenger RNA, 1841 nt
Organism: Procambarus clarkii (red swamp crayfish)
Lineage: Eukaryota; Metazoa; Arthropoda; Malacostraca; Decapoda; Cambaridae
Source: RefSeq, a predicted model, not a curated record
GCUCACUUGCCUCCUCCCCGAGAAGAUCCAUCAUGCCUCAGGUCACACUACGUCAUCUACGUUUCUUUAUCAUUCUACUGCCCGCUGCCUGUGUGCUGGUGCUGCUCUUACAGCGGAAGGAUGAGUUCACCGCCAGCCAGGAACAGAAGCGUCUCACACAAGGGUGGAAGGUGGGUGAGAAUGAGAAGUGUAAGCGGUGUCCCGUGGCGGGGCUGGAGACCAUCGAACAGUAUAGAGCCUAUCUCCACCACACCCAGACUAACUGUACAAUGAUGGCACAGUUUGGGGGCAAGCCACCGGCUCCCGUCGACGGAGCCAAGUAUGUGUGUCUGGAUAAGAGGUUCAACAUUAAGCCCGGCAACUGUACCGUCUUCUCCUUCGGUGUCAACAAUGAGUGGUCCUUUGAGGACGAUUUUGCCAAAUAUGGCUGCAAGGUGUACGCAUUCGACCCCACCAUGGGUAAGGAGGAUCACCAACGGUCCGCCAACGUUCGCUUCCAGGCCGUGGGCAUCGCUAACUACAAGGGCACAAAGAAGAUUGGUAUGGAUAACAGCUGGGCCAUGAGAAGGGUGGAUCGCUUCGAGAACUUGGUGAACCAGCUGGGACUCGCGGGUCAGGUGAUCGACUACGUGAAGCUGGACGUGGAGCUGUCGGAGGUGGACUUCCUGCAGGAUAUGCUCCUUAACUCUCCACACGUCCUCAGGAACAUCAAGCAGAUCGCUAUGGAAGUACAUGAUGGUCCCUUCAAAGGUGACCUGAGCCAGACAAGCACACGACAGGUGUUCUGGCCCUACUUCAUGCUGCUCAAGUGUCAGGACUUCAGACUGGUCCAGUCCCGUAAUGCAGGAUGGUGGCGAGAGGUGGUGUGGACCCGGGAGGUAAAGUGGUAGCCCCCGACCUCCAGCAGGGAGGUGGUGUGGGCCCAGGUCAUCUGAAGUCCUCCAGUUGGACGUGGUGUAGGCCCUGAAGGGCAACAAGUAGCCCCUAACCUUCAGUGGGAGGUUGUAUGGGCUCGGAAGGUUAACUGGUGGUAGCCUCAUAUUGUCCUGCCCAUAUGAUUAUUGUACCACAACAUCUAGUUUUGAGUACCAUAUGUCGAAGGAUAUCAAAAUGCCUUAGAGAGGAACACCAGUGACAAAAAAUGAAAGCUUAAUUGUUGUUUGCGAGGGAGUGCACAUGUUUUACAGGUAUUGAGGCUUAAUUUUUUUUAGUAUAUAUGCCGUUGAUUUUUAAGAUGUUUUCAUUGUUAACAAUAAUUUUGUAUUGUACACUAAUAAUCGUUAAGGUACAAAUUCAGUUUGAAGAUUUAUAUAUACUGUACAACUUUUCACUGAGCAGGACUACAACAAUACGAGUGAGUAGCAAACUCAAAAGCAACAAAAUAUUACAAAGUAUUCCAAUAGUAUUUAAAAAUCAAAUACUGAAUAGUCUUCCAGACUUAGUGACUGGAAGUUUUGAUAAUUAAUUAAUUACUUCUUUUGGUAAUUAUUUCAAACAGCGUCAGAAUAUUAAACUCAAACUAUAGUCUAUUUAUGGAAAGAUUUGGGUUGCACAAACAAUUUAAGGUGUGGAUUUUAAGAUUAAUACACGCCUAAUCUAUUAUUCAAUAUAUUGUAUAGAGUAUAUGUUUAUUAUUCGAUUAAGGAAAAUUAUUAAAUAGCCUCAUAUCUCGAAAAUUCUCAGUAUUUCACGACGGAUUUUUUAAUGGAUUAUAUAUGAUUUAUCUCCAAGACGUGGUUCUUUUGGAUAAAACUCAGCAGAUUUUCAUAUAAAGCAUAAUGUAUAUUGUUCUUUUGUAUAUAAUAUAAAUAAACUUGGCUAUAAAUCACAAGCCACUAUAA